This is a messenger RNA of Euleptes europaea (tarantolino), 3695 nucleotides long. It is a transcript of the gene WASHC2C, whose product is annotated as WASH complex subunit 2C. Gene Ontology annotation, molecular function: phosphatidylinositol phosphate binding; retromer complex binding. The record is from RefSeq and is a predicted model, not a curated record. Gene Ontology annotation, biological process: retrograde transport, endosome to Golgi; protein localization to endosome. NCBI's taxonomy places the organism in Eukaryota, Metazoa, Chordata, Lepidosauria, Squamata, Sphaerodactylidae. Gene Ontology annotation, cellular component: WASH complex; early endosome. Bases 165 to 3668 code for a protein of 1167 amino acids. The transcript has 30 exons.
GGGACCCGCAGGCCGCGGCGCUGGUGUGGGAGCGGGCCUGGUCGCUGGAGGAGGCCCGCGCCGAGAGCCAGGCCUGGUCCUUGGCCGCCGACGCCGGGCUUCUGCGUUUCCUACAAGAGUUCUCACAGCAGACGAUCUCCAGGACUCAUGAAAUCAAGAAGCAGAUGGACGGGCUGGUCCAAGAGACCAAAAACACCGAUUGCCGCCUGCACAAUGUCUUUAAUGGGUUCCUCAUGCUGUCGAACACACAGUUUAUUGAAAAUAGAGUAUAUGAUGAAGAAGUGGAAGAAUCCGCAUCCAGAACAGAAGUGGGAGACAAACCAGAGCAGGAAAAAACGCGUGAACAGAAAGAAGCGGAUUUGAUCCCCAAAAUCCAAGAGGCUGUGAAUUACGGGCUGCAGGUGCUGGACAGUGCCUUCGAGCAGCUGGACAUCAAAGCUGGGAACUCAGACUCCGAAGAAGAAACCAACGAGAAGGUGGAAUUGAUACUGGAGCCAAAGGAUCUCUACGUCGAUCGGCCUCUGCCAUAUUUGAUCGGCUCCCAGCUCUUCAUGGAACAAGAUGAUGUCGGCCUUGGUGACCUGUCCAGUGAAGGUUCAGUAGACAGCGAUCGUGGGAGCAUGGUGGACAGCGAAGGGAAAGAUGAGGAGGAAUUGGAAGAAGAAUUUGGGAAUGGAAGUGAGGAUGAGCAGAAACCGAGGACGGCGUUGAUGAGCGACGAAGAUGACGAUGACCUCUUUGGCGGGGACUCUGAAAAAGGGGAAGAGGACGAAGAGGACGCGGAGGAAAAUUCGAGGCUGAAAAAAAAAAGGCCCACGUCCUUCACUGACCAGCUGGCCGCUCGUAUCAAGGGAGAUUCGCUGUAUAAGAGAAACGAGGAGCAAUUGUCAUCUACAGAUGUAAAAGAGAAGAAGAUUGAGAAAGAGAAGGAAGGCGGUGGUCCAUCGGACGACGAUGACGACAAUCUCUUCCGGCCUCCCAAGCUGACUGACGAAGACUUCUCGCCGUUCGCCUCUGCGGGAGGCCUCUUCAGUGGCGGGAUGGGACUCUUUGAGGAGGAGGAGAGUGAUCUCUUUGCCGAACUGCCAAAAGGGGAAGACAUAGUCGAGAAAGAUGAACGGGUCCCAAUAAAUGACGAACCAUCAUCAAAAGCUGUAAGGAAGGUUCCUGCUGGUGCGGUCUAUCUUUUUCCAGGUGGGAACAAUGUCUUCAGCCCUUCCCCGCUUCUCACGGAGAACGAAGAUAAGAAGGCAGCCGAACCGGUCGCAGAGAGAACCCCCAAACAACACACGGGGGCCAGCCUGUUUGACAGCGACGACUUCCACGUUGGAAGGAGUGACCCCGUUUCAAAGUCCACCAAAUCCUCCGCCCAUCUGUUUGGCGACGUCGAAGAGGACCUGUUCAAGGAAAAGCUGGACAGUGCCAGGGAGGCAAAGGACACCCCUAAAGAAGCGGAAGGAAGUAAAGGGCCGACAGUGAGAGACAAGAGUCAGCCACCUUCUACGCAAAGCUUCAAGCCGUCGACUCCAACUGUUCCCAAAGACCACAAAAGCCUCUUCUCUGACGAGGAAGAUUGUGAAGAUUUGUUUUCUUCCAGCCAGUCUUCUAAGAGCUCGGCUUUACCCAGCAAAGGCACAGCGAAAGCCCCGCUCUCUCUCUUUGAGGAUGAGGACGAAGAGGAACUCUUUGGGUUUUUGCCUGUGAAGGAACCAGUGUCCAAACCACCCCCGGAGAAACCGUCCCGCCUGCUCUUCAGCAGUGACGAAGAGGACCACUGGAAUCCUGGGGCAUCCAUCAAGCCUGCUUCUGAAAGCAGCCAAAAAAAGGAAGCUAUGAAGGCUGCGGUGACCGAACCCAAGAAGAGUCUCUUUGAGGAGGAAGAGGAGGAUUUGUUUGCUCUCACUAAAGACAGUCAAAGAAAAACGCAAAAAGCUGCUCUCCUCUUUGAAGAAGAUGCUGUAAAUGGGGACUCUCUCUUUGACAUUCAACCAUCCCUGCCACGAUCCAGCAUUCAAACAGUAACGGGAAAGGGGCAAACUCCGGACUCUUUGCCUUCUGGCGAGCAAGCGGAUUUGCUGGAAACAUCUCAGAAAAAAUUGGUGACGGAGAAGGCGACGCCUUGGGAUGAAUCUGGCACAGCCCCUGGUCCUGGUCCUGGAGAAGAUCUAGUGCAGCAGCAGAAGGCGGAGAAGUCCCCCUUGGAGAAAGAUGCCAGGAGAAAGACGAAAAGCGUGUUCAGUUUGUUUGAGGACGAAGAGAAAACCGGAGAGGCAGAUGCUGGGAAAAGCACCCAGAAGGACAUUGAGAAGCCCCCAGAGAAGAGCGCUCGUCCCAAAAGCACAGGGGUCUUCCAGGACGAAGAGCUUCUGUUCAGCCAUAAAAUGCAGAAAGACAAUGAUCCGGACGUGGACCUUUUUGCAAGCAACAGGAAAGGGAUCCCAAAGCCCCGGGGGAAGCUUCCGUCUGGAGGAGGUUUGUUCGGAGAGGACGACAGCGAGGAUGGUCUUUUCAGCUCUGCUAAUUCAAAGCCGCUGGAACCCACCCGCCCUGCCUCAAGUAAACCUCAAGAGCCUGCGUCUCGGAUUGGAAAAUUACAAGCCAGCUUGGAUAUUAACCCGGCAGCUUUGCUGCCCGGUAGGGCUCAGAAGCCUCCCCCGCCGCAUCCAGAGCCCUGCGGGGUGCAGCGCCCCCAAACCAUCCGUGCCUUGGGGCACAGUGAGGAGACGGGCAUCAGCUUUGAUUCUCCCGUGCAAGCGGACACUUUACAUCAUGCCAACAAGAGCCGAAUCAAAAUGACGAAGAAGCGUCGACCGCCCACCCAAACCGCCAGGCGCUUAGCCGCUCAGAAGUCCAGUGAGAAGGAAGGGAGUGACGCUGAGGACCCACCUCCGUGCCUCUUGGUGGAAAGCUCCGUGCUGCCGGUGCCUCUGGGUACCAAGGGAGCCAGCGAGAAGGCUAAGUUGCUUCAGUCGACCAGCAGCAGCAACCAGCUGCACAAGACAGAUGACCGCCCUGAGUCGACAGCCACGCCUGGUCCAGACGAUCUCUUUGAAUCCAGCGACCUCUUUGAUGACGGCAGAGAAUCCAAAGCACCCUCGAAACCCAAGGCCAAGUCGAAAAUGGAGAAUCCAUCUGGCCGAGCCCCUAAAGGCAGGGAGGGGCAGCCCGUUUUGUUGCUGCCUGGCGAUUCAAGCGAAGACCUCUUCAAGCCUGCGAAACCAUCGAAGAAACCCAGCCCCAUUUCUUUCCCAGACAACCAAGAGGAUCUUUUCGGAGGUAACAAACCUCUGAAAAGAAAAGCUUCCAAGCCCACUCCUCCAUCGGAGGUGGCUCCUGCAAUCAAAGAUAUUUUUGAGGAUGAUAUCUUUUCCUCAGAAGCUGUCAAGCUCCCGCCUGUCAAAGCCAAAGAGUUGGAAGCCAACCUGUUUGAUGACGACAUCGACAUUUUUGCCGAUCUUGCCGUAAAGCCGAAAGAGAAGAGCACCAAGAAGAAAGUGGAAGCAAAAUCCAUAUUUGAUGAGGACACGGAUGAUAUCUUCAUGCCUAAUAGCCAGUCCAAGUCACGGACCAAAAAGACCCAACCUGUUCAGAUGCCGUCAGGAGCGAAACCUGAACCCAGAGUACCAAGUACUUUUGAAGACCCGCUGAACGCUUUCGAAGGCAAAUGAAGAUGUGGUUAAUGUCUCCUCUGUGAU